This is a messenger RNA of Photinus pyralis (common eastern firefly), 818 nucleotides long. RefSeq lists its product as uncharacterized. The transcript has 4 exons. The record is from RefSeq and is a predicted model, not a curated record. NCBI's taxonomy places the organism in Eukaryota, Metazoa, Arthropoda, Insecta, Coleoptera, Lampyridae. Bases 48 to 599 code for a protein of 183 amino acids.
UACCCUUUCUAUAAAUAUUGGAUAGUUAGGGCCUAAUUAAUGAAAAUAUGUAUUCGCUUACUGCCAUUCAUCUACUCUCGCUGCUUUUACUGUGCGAUUCACAAAUGAUGGGUCCUCCAGGAACGAUAAUUUUGGACGCAAUGGGACCAUGUGAAAAUAAUCCGGGAGGGGAUGUAGAAUUUAAUUUAAACCUGCAAACUAUUGACUCUAAAGGGGGAAAAUUGUUGUCAGUGAAUGUCAGUACGAAGGUUCCCAUUGAUGAUACCGUAACUUAUUUUGCCAAUCUUCUAAAAUGGGAUGAUAAUGGCUGGACAACCGUAACGACACACUCCGCAAACUUUUGCGCAGACGUUAUGAAGUUCGCGCCAAGAGUAUGGAAGUUGGUGAAAGAGCACUCUGUUCCAGAAAUACCUGCUAGAUGUUCCCUCGAACCUGGCGAUUAUAAGGUAGACAACUUAAGAGCGGCGACUUCAGAUUUCAAUCUACCUGUAAUGCCUUAUGGAAAGGUGAAAAUAGAUAUAUCACUCUCUCGAGGUGGCAAACUAUUGGCAUGCUUCUAUUUUGAUGGAGUUUCACAGAAACCUACAAGACAUUUUUAAACUGGUUUUUAUAAUUUUACAGAAGUUAAUGUAAAUUGCAGGGAAAACUGUAGGUUUUUAACUUUUAUUUUCACGAAAAAGUUCAGCGUUAUGAUAAAGGUAUAUCAAUUUCCGAAAGCUUGAUGACACUUUUACAAAUAGUUUUAUUCUUUCUCAUCUACUUUUACAUCACCAGUACUGUUACUAACAGUAACUACUUUCUCAGUUAAUAUCCUUCUU